Trichoderma virens Gv29-8 is the source of this 1050-nucleotide messenger RNA. RefSeq lists its product as uncharacterized. The record is from RefSeq and is a predicted model, not a curated record. Gene Ontology annotation, molecular function: oxidoreductase activity, acting on the CH-OH group of donors, NAD or NADP as acceptor. NCBI's taxonomy places the organism in Eukaryota, Fungi, Ascomycota, Sordariomycetes, Hypocreales, Hypocreaceae. The transcript is spliced from 4 exons. The annotation marks the transcript as partial.
AUAACCGGAGUCACAGGCUUCAUUGGCUUCAAGACUCUGCUUGUCGCCCUCGAAAGAGGAUAUGCCGUUCGCGCCGUUGUUCGAAAUGAGCAAAAUAUCUCAGACAUUGCCGAGAAAAGCUCACUAAUUUCCGAGAGCCACAAACGAGGAAUCCUAGACUUUGUCGUUAUUCCAGAUUUCUUGUCAAGCGACAACUGGUCUGUUGUUCUAGACGGCAUCACGAGCAUUAUCCACAUUGCAUCCCCUCUGGCACAUGAAGUAGGCGCUCCGAGCGAAGAUUAUGAAAGAGAUAUAAUAAGCCCUGCCAUUUCCAUGGUGACGAUAGUGUUGGAAGCAGCCGCCAAAAUCCUGUCCGUUCGAAGAGUUGUUAUCACUUCUUCCUGUGUCACCUUGAUCCCUUUCGAAUGGAACCUGAAUCCCGACAGCGAGAGACUAUACUCAGCAUCGGAUCUAAAUUCAAAUCCACAUAAGCCAUAUGGCAGUGCCAUGGAAGCAUACUGGGCUUCAAAAGCGUACUCAAGAAUUGCGACACGAGAAUUUGUUGAGAAAAAGAAGCCGCAUUUCGACUUUGUUCACUUGCUUCCCUCUGUCGUGUUUGGUCCGGACGAGCGAAUUCCCCCAAACGGCGCCGCAGAUGAACUUUUGAAGGAUAGCCGAGCUGCGGUUAUUGCCCCAGCAUUAGAUGGCUCCACGAAUUCACCAUUUCCGUUUGUCGGAGUGCCUGUUCAUGUUGCAGAUGUGGCGCGCGCCCAUGUUGACGCAGUAGACACCACUCGAAUUCCAGGGAAUACCGAAUACAUCCUCAGCUCUGACACCCCGGAUGGUAUUGUUUGGGAUAGAGACACGGCAGCAGUUGCGAGAAAAUAUUUCCCGGGGGAGGUGCAGAGUAAAGUACUACCACUUGAAGGUACACUGCCUUGUAUCAAGUUCCGACUUGACGGCGAUACCACCGAAAGGGCGUUUGGAUGGAAGUUUACUAGUUUUGAACAGACCAUGAGAGAGCUCCUCACACAGUAUGUGAAGCUCAAACAAAACGCCAUCAAUCAGUAG